AUGGCGGCUGUAGGAACGAUUGUGCUUUGUUCGCGGCCGGCUGGGAUGGAUAUUCCACUAUCGGAGGAUUUGGAGUGGUGGAUCUGGAGCGGCGACUGUGAUGCUGCUGGGGAUGGAGUGGCGGAGAUUGAGGAGCGGAACGGUACCCAAGGCAUGAAGCCGGAUCAAGAUGAUAGAUGUCACAAGAUAUCACGAGUAACUAUGGAUAGGCCUCAUCUUACCGAUUCGGAGUCCGGGAUAGGCGGUUUACUGACUGCCGAGCCAUGGAAUUUACUUGACAAGGCCGGGAAAAGAGCAGGCAUCCCGCAUCAGUCCUCUCACCCAUGCCCGCUAACAUACCCUCCCCAUUCCUGCCUCCCUAAGCCUAUCCUCUGCCACUAUACUAUGCUCAACAACGAUGAUCUUGAACGAGCAGCUUGUAAGCUUGCCGACUUCCGCCAGGACUCUUCGCUCUCCAAGAUUCUCGACCAGUAUGCCGCCCUGAUUGAGAGUUACAAGCAGCUCAAGAGCGACUACGAAGAGGAGCGGGACAAUAGGGAAAAGUACAAGCGGAUGGCCCAGGGUCGCGGCGGAAAGCCCUUUGUGCUCGUUUUGAUCAACGGUAACGACUACAACUUCCCCGAGCAUUUGAUGACUGAAUGGGAAAGCGGAGGCGUUGCUGUAGCUGAGGUCUUGAAGAACGCAAUCAUGGGCAGCCCUCGGUGGAAGAAUCUCGACCACUGCGAGAUCAUGGUGCGCGUGUACGUAGAUAUGCGAACCUGGGCUGAGGUCCUCCGCAAUGUUCUUGACCCAAAGCACCAGAGCAUAUCGGUCUCGGCCUUUGCUGCCGGCUUCAACAAAUCCAACAACCUGUUCGACAUUGUCGACACCGGCAGCCUGGAAAAGACGGACGACAAGCUGCGGGCUGCUCUCGACCUAUAUGCGGCUGGCCCUCAGUGUAAGCACAUCUUCUUCGCGGGCUGCCUUGAUGCAAGAUACGUUCCCGAUCUGGCAAAGCAUAUAGACAAGAGGGAGAAGUUCACCUUGAUUGAGAGCCCUGAGGGAAAGCCUUGCAAGGAUCUUCUCACGCUGGGGAUGAACAUUGAGGCGUUUGAUAGCCUGUUUGAAGCUCAGAGAAUCGUUUCCGGCACAUUGAAUAGCGGAUCUUCAGACUGGACGCCUGAUUUUUCACACUCGGAUUCCAUGUCCGCGAUUUCAGGCCUCCAGAGGUGGACCUCAAGAAGAGAGCCGAAGGAGGAGAGUUCCUGGUUCGACCUUACCAGGAUUGGACUCUCAACUGGAGAUGAUGAGCGAUCAAGGAGUCCAUCAAUCGUUACGGCAGGGUCCAAGACGGAGACCAGCUCUGUAGUUCCGAAAAAAGCGCAGGUCAAAAGUAACACAUCUGCGAAGCUGGAAGACGCAGAAAAGAAGGACCCUGGUAUGGUUGCAGAGAAGCCGCGGAAGACGUGCAAGUUCUUCAAAAAGGAUGCGGGAUGCAGGUUCGGCUCAGGUUGCAAGUUCCGGCAUUAA
This is a messenger RNA of Trichoderma reesei QM6a, 1509 nucleotides long. RefSeq lists its product as uncharacterized. The record is from RefSeq and is a predicted model, not a curated record. NCBI's taxonomy places the organism in Eukaryota, Fungi, Ascomycota, Sordariomycetes, Hypocreales, Hypocreaceae. Gene Ontology annotation, molecular function: metal ion binding. Bases 1 to 1509 code for a protein of 502 amino acids. The transcript is spliced from 4 exons.